Acaromyces ingoldii is the source of this 1733-nucleotide messenger RNA. RefSeq lists its product as hypothetical. Bases 161 to 1699 code for a protein of 512 amino acids. The transcript has a single exon. The record is from RefSeq and is a predicted model, not a curated record. Lineage: Eukaryota; Fungi; Basidiomycota; Exobasidiomycetes; Exobasidiales; Cryptobasidiaceae.
CCUAGCAUCAAUCUGAUCGGAAGGAUAAGAAUGACCAUCAGAAGCCAGAAGCUAAUUGAUAGUCGUCGAAAGCUAAUUCUUCCGCGUCGCUCGCUCUCCACUUCCACCGAAACACGCACAAAGAUGCUCCCGACCAGCAGAUAGCCACCGCUUUGGAGAGAUGUCCGGCCUGGUGCCGCUUGAGGAUUACGAGCAUGCCCUCGCUCACCUCCAGCUUGCUCCGAGCUAUCCGGCUACGAAGAUUGUCACCUCUCAGCAAACGAGGACGUCGGCUGCAACUACGACGCUCUCGACAACGACGACGACGACGACGACGACGACGACAACAGCGCCCACAAGAGCGGGAUCUCAGGCCAACACAAUCACAGGAGGGGAGACGAGGCUCGAUCUACCGACGGAGAUCAUCCUCGAGAUCGGCAAGUGUCUCUUUGAUGCGUACCACCUCCCGUCGCCUGCCUGGCUCGCGACCCUGGCGGACAAGGACUUGGUACCGCCGCCCAUGUCGCAGACGCCCGACCUGAGGCAGAGCUAUGUGGCCUUGCUCCAUCUCAGCUCGACUUGCAUCGCCUACCGAGCUUUGCUCGCGCCUCUGCUCUGGCGCUCCAUUUACCUGCGUCACCCACAGCAGUUUGGCGAGCUAUUGGCCUUGAUGCGAAAUUACCCUUCUGUCUCCGCCGCCAGAGCUCCGUCAUCGACGUCGUCGGGAGGCCACGAGCUGCCCUUUCCUUUGCCGCUUAUUCGAGAGCUUCAUAUCCUCGUACCUGAUCGAUUCCCGGGAUUCGACCAGACGCUUCUCGCGGAUCUUUUUCGGCGAGGGCUCAAGACUAAUCUCACCGAAUUGGAGUGGGAGGCUGAAGAAUUGCCCGAGACAUGCGCUCUUCGAGCUCUAGCUCCGACCGACGAUUCUUCGUCGUCGAAAGUCAAUGGAGAAGAUGCGCAUAGUAAUCCAAUGAAGAACAUGGGAGGGCUUGGCGCCGAGGUAGGAGCUGAAGACGUCGUUCGGUGGACUAGAGACGCCCGGAGGGGCGCUCCGUUUCCUGGCAUAUCUAUCGGCCAAACCCUCCGACCCCGUCCAGGCUCAGCAGACUGCACCAGCCUGACGUCUGUUUCCAUCGACUGCAAAUGCUUUUGGCCGGGACACAAGCUCCUCGCGCGUCUCUCUUCAGUCCGACAUGUCCGUCUGACGACGUACGACUCGUUCCUGCUCCCACCUGCCGUUCCCCACCUCCUCCUUUCCCUCAAACAGCCCCUCGCCUCGAUCUCGAUGGCCACCUCCAAGACCUCGCUCCUGCAUACACCCAACCUCAUUGAGGCCGGCUGCUUCGACAACCUCGUCACCCUCGACAUCUUUCCCGUCACACCGGAGCAGCCGCUCGCACGUGCCAUCCGUCGAUCAAGGCGGUCGCUCAAGGUGCUGCGACUCGUGCUCGACGUCUCGAGCAACUUUUCCAACUUUGACCAGCUCUGGCGGGACUUGACCGGCGAUGAUCCCGCCGAGGCAGAUGGCGGGCCGAUGGAGCGCCUGACCACGCUCCACAUGGAUCCAAUGCCGCAGCAGAAUACGGCGCCCUCCUUUGCUCACUUUGUUCAGCAUGGCGCUCCUGCGCUCAAGUACGUCAAUGGACGACACAAGAACGGUUUUGCUCCAGGCUACGAGCUUCUCACACCCGAUGAUAUCACAUCCGCUUUGUAUUUCUAGCCUACAGUGCCGUACUAUGUCAUUGAUCAGGAUC